ACUCUCUCGCGUCCGCCAUUGGAGAUAUGGUGAUACCGUCGAAGAAAUUUUCCAAUGGAAAACGUCAUGAAUCUACAAAGUCCUUUAAACCAACGAAGAAACCGUUUAAAAAGUCCAAGGACGAUGUAGCUGCAAGGUCUGAAGCCAUGGCUCUGCAGCUCGAAGAUGUUCCUGACUUCCCUCGAGGUGGAGGUACUUCUCUGAGUAAAAAGGAGCGUGAGAAAAUUUAUGAAGAAGUGGAUGCUGAGUUUGACGCUGAUGAGCGUGUUUCUAAGAAGAGUAAAGGGGGCAAGCCUAAAAAGAGAACACCUAGCGAUGCAGACGAAUUGGGAUUGCUUUUUGGCGGCCUUACCGGAAAACGGCCAAGAUAUGCCAAUAAGAUUACCACUAAGAAUAUUGCCCCAGGAAUGAAGCUUUUGGGAGUUGUUACUGAAGUAAACCAGAAGGAUAUUGUAAUUAGUCUUCCAGGGGGGUUACGUGGGUUAGUUCGCGCAAGUGAGGCAUCGGAUUUUACAGAUCUUGGAAUUGAGGACGAUGAAAAUGAACUCCUUGGAGACAUUAUUUCUGUGGGUCAGCUUGUUCCCUGCAUUGUAUUGCAGUUAGAUGAUGAUAAGAAGGAGGCGGGCAAAAGGAAAAUAUGGCUUUCAUUGCGGCUUUCUCUAUUGCACAAGGGAUUCAGUUUUGAUUCUUUUCAACUAGGGAUGGUGUUUUCUGCUAACGUGAAAAGUGUCGAAGACCAUGGUUAUAUCCUUCACUUUGGAUUACCUUCUAUCACAGGAUUUAUCGAGAUAAGCAAUGAUGGUAAGAAACCAGGAAAGCUGGAGUCAGGAAUGAAGACUGGGCAGCUUAUUCAGGGCGUGGUUACAAAGAUCGAUAGAGAACGUAAAAUUGUUCGCCUUAAUUCUGAUCCAGAAUCAGUGGCAAAGUGUCUGACCAAGGAUCUUAAUGGCAUGUCGUUUGAUCUUCUCAUCCCAGGCAUGAUGGUUAAUGCUCGUGUUCAAUCAGUUCUUGAGAAUGGGAUACUGUUCGAUUUCCUUACAUAUUUUAAUGGAACGGUUGAUCUCUUCCAUCUUAAAAACCCAUUGUCUAACAAAAGCUGGAAGGAUGAGUAUAAUCAGAAUAAGACGGUUAAUGCAAGAAUAUUGUUUAUCGAUCCAUCAUCUAGAGCUGUUGGUUUAACAUUGAACCCUCAUCUUGUUUGUAAUAAGGCUCCUCCGUUGCAUGUCUCUAGCGGCAGCAUAUUUGACGAAGCAAAAGUAAUUCGUAUUGAUAAAUCAGGCCUUCUUCUGGAACUUCCUUCUAAUCCCGAAACAACUCCAGCAUACGUCAGUACAUAUGAUGCCGCAGGAGAUGAAGUAAAGAAACUGGAAAAGAAGUUUAAGGAAGGGAAUCACAUCCGUGUUCGAAUACUUGGCCUUAAGCAGAUGGAUGGGUUGGCCAUAGGAACUUUAAAGGAAAGCGCCUUUGAAGGUCCAGUUUUCACCCACUCAGAUGUUAAGCCUGGUAUGGUUACAAAGGCAAAAAUUAUAUCUGUUGAUACGUUUGGUGCCAUUGUGCAAUUCCCUGGUGGUCUCAAAGCGAUGUGCCCACUUCGGCAUAUGUCUGAGUUUGAAGUUACAAAACCCAGGAAAAAGUUCAAGGUUGGAGCUGAAUUAGUAUUCCGUGUACUUGGCUGCAAAUCAAAGAGAAUAACUGUUACCUACAAGAAAUCGCUUGUGAAGUCUAAACUUCCAAUUUUAAGUUCUUACACUGAUGCAACUGAAGGGCUAGUGACGCAUGGCUGGAUUACAAAGAUUGAAAAGCAUGGAUGUUUUGUUCGCUUUUAUAAUGGAGUGCAAGGAUUUGUUCCCAGAUUUGAACUUGGUUUAGAGCCUGGAAGUGAUCCAGAUUCAGUGUUUCAUGUCGGAGAGGUUGUAAAAUGUAGAGUAACCAGUGUGGUUCAUGGUUCUCGAAGGAUCACCCUUAGUUUGAUGAUAAAGCCAGCAAGUGUUUCCGAAGACGAUUCAAUCAAGUUAGGUAGCAUUGUAUCAGGGAUAAUUGAUAGUAUAACUAGCCAGGCAGUCAUUGUCCGUGUUAAAUCCAAAGGUGUUCUCAAGGGUACAAUUGCUGCUGAACAUUUAGCUGAUCAUCAUGAGCAAGCAAAACUAAUGAAGUCACUUUUAAGACCUGGAUAUGAGCUUGAUAAGCUGCUGGUAUUAGACAUUGAAGGCAACAACAUGGCUCUCUCUUCAAAAUAUUCUCUCAUUAAGUUAGCUGAAGAGCUUCCUUCAGAUUUUAAUCAGCUUCAGCCAAACUCAGUGGUUCAUGGUUAUGUUUGUAACUUGAUUGAAAAUGGCUGCUUUGUCCGUUUUCUUGGUCGGCUGACUGGUUUUGCCCCAAGAAGCAAGGCAAUUGAUGAACCCAGGGCAGAUCUGUCAGAAUCCUUCUUUGUUGGACAAUCGGUUCGGGCUAAUAUAGUUGAUGUCAAUCAAGAAAAAAGUAGGAUAACUCUUUCAUUGAAACAGUCAUCUUGCGCAUCUGUAGAUGCUUCUUUUGUCCAAGAUUACUUCCUCAUGGAUGAGAAGAUAUCGGACUUGCAGUCAUCUGAUAUUACUAAAAAUGAGUGUAGUUGGGUUGAGAAAUUCUCAAUUGGGAGUUUGAUCAAGGGCACCAUAAAGGAACAAAAUGAUCUGGGUGUGGUGGUGAAUUUUGAAAAUAUAAAUAACGUCCUUGGUUUUAUACCUCAGCAUCAUAUGGGUGGAGCUACUUUGGUACCUGGUUCUGUUGUCAAUGCACUUGUUCUUGAUCUUUCUAGGGCAGAGAGACUAGUUGAUUUGUCUUUGAGGCCUGAGCUCAUAAACAACUUAACUAAGGAGGUGUCCAACAGUCAGUCAAAAAAGAAACGUAAAAGAGUAAUCUCCAAGGAACUUGAAGUCCACCAGAGGGUCAAUGCUGUAAUAGAGAUUGUGAAGGAGCAAUACUUGGUUUUGUCGAUUCCAGAGCAUGGUUACACUAUAGGAUAUGCAUCAGUAUCAGACUAUAACACACAGAAGUUGCCAGUGAAACAAUUUUCCACUGGACAAAGUGUUGUUGCCUUUGUUGAGGCUGUGCAAAACCCUUUAUCGUCUGGGAGGUUGCUUUUACUUCUUGACUCUGUUUCCGGGACUUCUGAGACUUCCCGUUCUAAGAGGGCAAAGAAGAAAUCCAGCUGUGAAGUUGGUUCUGCUGUCCACGCCGAGAUUACUGAAAUAAAGCCUUUUGAACUUAGAGUAAACUUUGGCCACAGUUUCCGAGGAAGAAUCCAUAUCACUGAGGUAAAUGAUGCAAGUACAAGUGAGGAUCCUUUUGCCAAAUUCAGAGUCGGGCAAUCAAUGUCUGCAAGGGUUGUUGCAAAACCGUGUCAUACUGAUAUUAAAAAGAGUCAACUUUGGGAGCUUUCUGUUAAGCCUGCAAUGCUUAGAGAUUCCAGUGAGUUGAAUGAUAUACAAGAGAGUGAACAACUUGAGUUUGCUGCUGGACAAUGUGUUAGUGGAUAUGUCUACAAAGUGGAUAAGGAGUGGGUUUGGUUAGCAAUAUCUCGCAAUGUGACCGCACGCUUGUUCAUUUUAGACACUGCAUGCGAAGCUCAUGAACUUGAGAAGUUUGAAAGGCGUUUUCCCAUUGGCAAAGCUGUUUCAGGCUAUGUUCUGACAUACAAUAAAGAGAAAAAAACAUUACGGUUGGUUCAGCGUCCACUACUUGAUACCCACAAAAGCAUUGGCAAUGGUGAAGGCAGAAAAACGGAUAAACUAGAUAGCAGCAUUCCUGAUGAUGAUGGUACUCUAUUUAUUCAUGAAGGAGACAUUCUGGGUGGAAGAAUUUCUAAGAUACUUCCUGGUAUUGGUGGGAUUCGUGUGCAAAUAGGUCCUUAUGUAUUUGGGAGAGUUCAUUUUACUGAAAUCAAUGAUUUAUGGGUCCCCAAUCCCUUAGAUGGUUUUCAUGAAGGCCAGUUUGUCAAAUGCAAGGUCUUAGAAAUCAGCAGGUCUAGUAAAGGGACUUGGCAAAUUGAACUCUCAUUACGGACAUCACUAGAUGGCAUGAAUUCUGACCAUCUCUCAGAAGAUUGUAGUAAUAAUGAAAAUGUAUGCAAGCGUUUUCAGAGGAUUGAAGAUCUAUCUCCUGAUAUGGGCGUCCAGGGUUAUGUCAAAAAUACAAUGUCGAAAGGUUGUUUUAUUAUACUUUCGAGGACAGUUGAGGCAAAAGUUCUACUUUCCAAUCUAUGUGAUACUUUUGUUAAGGAACCCGAAAAGGAAUUCCCAGUAGGAAAACUUGUAACUGGCAGGGUUUUAAAUUUGGAGCCUUUAUCUAAGCGGAUAGAAGUCACUUUGAAGACAGUAAAUGCUGGUGGACAUCCAAAAUCUGAAUCUUAUGACUUGACGAAACUCCAUGUCGGAGAUAUAAUUUCUGGGAGAAUCAAACGUGUGGAGCCCUAUGGCUUAUUCAUUACCAUAGAUCAAACUGGCAUGGAUGGAUUAUGUCACAAAACCCAGCUUUCUGAUGAUCGUAUCGAGAAUGUACAAGCCAAAUAUAAGGCUGGUGAGAGGGUCACCGCAAAGAUUUUGAAGCUUGACGAGGAACAGGGACGGAUAUCGCUCGGAAUGAAGAGUUCUUAUCUUACGAGUGGUGAUGUCGAGACACAACCACCUUCUGAAAACAAUGCUAAUGAUGCAAGCAUGGAAUGUGAUUCAAUCAAUGAUCCGAAGUCAGAAGUACUUGCUGCAGUCGGUGAUUUUGGGUUCCAAGAAAUUAGCGGUGGAAGACAUAGCGGAACCUCUGUUGUUCUUGCCCAAGUAGAAUCAAGAGCUUCUAUCCCUGCGCUUGAGGUUGACCUUGAUGACAUUGAGGAGAUGGACAUUGACAACGGCCAGAAUCAGGAGAAACUACAGGGAGUCAAUAGAGAUGAAAAGAGCAAAAGAAGGGAGAAGCAAAAAGACAGGGAGGAAAGAGAAAAAAGAAUACAAGCUGCUGAAGGAAGAUUGCUGGAGAAUCAUGCACCUGAGAGUGCUGAUGAGUUUGAGAAAUUAGUUAGAAGCUCUCCAAACAGCAGCUUUGUCUGGAUAAAAUAUAUGGCGUUUAUGCUCAGCUUGGCUGAUAUUGAGAAAGCCAGGUCAAUUGCUGAGAGGGCCUUGAGUACUAUAAAUAUUCGGGAGGAAGAAGAGAAGCUAAACAUAUGGGUUGCUUACUUCAAUUUGGAAAAUGAACAUGGAAGUCCUCCAGAGGAAGCUGUUAAGAAAGUGUUUGAAAGGGCCCGUCAAUACUGUGACCCAAAAAAAGUUUACCUUGCACUCUUGGGCGUGUAUGAGAGGACAGAGCAAAAUAAAUUGGCUGAUAAGCUACUUGAUGAGAUGAUUAAGAAGUUUAAGCAAUCUUGCAAGAUUUGGUUAAGGAAAGUACAAAGUUCUCUUAAACAAAACGAGGAAGGCAUUCAGUCCAUUGUGAAUCGUGCCUUGCUAUGUCUUCCACGCCAUAAGCACAUUAAGUUCAUAUCACAAACUGCUAUCCUUGAGUUCAAAUGUGGAGUUGCGGAUAGAGGGAGAUCACUGUUUGAAGGCGUUCUUAGGGAAUACCCAAAAAGAACAGACUUGUGGAGUGUUUAUCUAGACCAAGAGAUCCGGCUGGGAGAAGUGGAUGUUAUUAGAUCUUUAUUCGAGAGAGCCAUUAGCUUGAGCUUGCCUCCUAAGAAGAUGAAGUUCUUGUUCAAGAAGUACUUGGAAUAUGAAAAAUCUGUUGGUGACGAGGAGAGAGUCGAAUACGUGAAACAGAGGGCGAUGGAGUAUGCAGACAGUACCUUGGCCUGAGAUUUUGUUGUAACAAAACACCAAUCUUUGUAAAAGCAACCAUUGAGCUGUAAGAGUUGCAACCAAUAGUGACUCUGUUAAAAUUAGACACGCUGUGUAAAACACUGCAAUUUUGAGCUCUUGUUACGCUAUUUUAAAUGACAAGGUUAUUGAGUACCA
This is a messenger RNA of Capsella rubella, 5975 nucleotides long. Its product is annotated as rRNA biogenesis protein RRP5. Gene Ontology annotation, molecular function: protein binding; RNA binding. Gene Ontology annotation, biological process: rRNA processing. The record is from RefSeq and is a predicted model, not a curated record. The transcript is spliced from 40 exons. NCBI's taxonomy places the organism in Eukaryota, Viridiplantae, Streptophyta, Magnoliopsida, Brassicales, Brassicaceae. Gene Ontology annotation, cellular component: small-subunit processome; nucleolus; nucleus. The coding region runs from base 27 to 5816 and encodes 1929 amino acids.